Molecule: messenger RNA, 573 nt
Organism: Menidia menidia (Atlantic silverside)
Lineage: Eukaryota; Metazoa; Chordata; Actinopteri; Atheriniformes; Atherinopsidae
Source: the annotation of a GenBank genome assembly
AUGUACCGCUCCAUCUCUGAAUGUUGUGUGCCACCUUGUCUCAAGACCUCCAUCAUCGUCCCUGUUGCAGAGAGGGAGAGGACAUCGUGCCUGAAUGACUACAGACCUGUCGCCCUGGUAUCUGUGGUCGUGAAGAGCUUCAAGAAGCUCAUCCUGUCCUACCUCAAACCUAUCACUGACCCCCUCUGGGACCCUUUACAGUUUGCCUACACAGGAAAUCACUCCGUUGACGACAACAUCAACCUCAGACUCCACCACAUAUUGAUGCACUUGGACCAGCUGAGCUCCUACAUCAGGGCCCUGUUUGUGGAUUAUAGCUCGGCCUUCAACACCACCCUCCCAGACGGCCUGCACUCCAAACUGCUACAGCUACACAUUCCCAGCCCCAUCUGUUGUGUCCUCUCCCCCAAACUGUUCUCCCUGUACACCAAUGAAUGCCUCUCCAGCCACUCCUCCAUCAAACUGGUCAAGUUUGCGGAUGACACCAAGGUCCUGGGCCUCAUCAGGGACGACGAUGACAUGGCGAACAGGGACACGCUGUCACAGCUGAAAGCAUGGCCACCACCCUUUUAA